Molecule: messenger RNA, 2338 nt
Organism: Haliotis rubra (blacklip abalone)
Lineage: Eukaryota; Metazoa; Mollusca; Gastropoda; Lepetellida; Haliotidae
Product: F-box only protein 3-like
Exons: 12
Coding region: 202-1455 (417 amino acids)
Molecular function (GO): protein binding
Source: RefSeq, a predicted model, not a curated record
GUAUGUUAGGGUGUUUGGGUUCACGACAUAACUCAGUAUUCUGCCGUUCAGUCUAGUCGAGACCCGGACUUGACCCCGGAGAAGAUAUAUUGCAGGAGAAGCAGUUCGUGGGAUGGUGCCGUAAUGGAUGACACGACUCAUUCACUGUGUGUGAGUUGUGAGGAUUAGUACAGGCUCCUGGGUUGAAGAACUCCUGCCAGGAUGGCCUGUGGGUCAUCCACUCUGUUGCACUUCCCAUCUGAGAUACUUCUUCAGGUGUUUCAACAUGUGGACUACAAAGAUCUGGUCAACUUGUCCCUUGUCAACAACCUGUUCUGCAAUGUAGCUACUGAUGAUUCUCUCUGGAAAAUACAGUGUGACAAAUGCUUCAUGCUUCAGGAGUGCCCUGAGGACAGUACAUGGAAAGAGUUGUUUCUCAAAUAUUAUGGAAACUAUGGUGAUGUCCUUGGUGUCUAUAUAAGGAUUCGCACAGCAUGGAACAAGAUCAUGGGUUACCUGAAGAAGUAUGACAAAGUCAUCACUAGCACUCUCCUGCCUCCUGCCACUGAGGAGCAGUUACGAGAGGCGGAGAGUAAACUGGGCUGCCGCUUCCCAGAUGAUAUGAGGUGUUCCCUUAAGAUUUAUAAUGGGCAGAAACAAGGGGCAGGCCCAGGGCUGCUUGGCUGUAUUGCAAUAUCAACUCACUUCAGAUCAGAAAAGCUCUUGGAUUGCAAAACUAUUGCUGAGAAUUUCAGUGUUGAAGACGAUUCCCCCUUCCCCGGCUGCACUCCCAUCACCUACUGCUGCAUGACACAGCGCUGUCAGCUGAUGAGCUUCAGGGAGGAGUAUGGGAUUCCCAACGGACAGAUAUUCUUUCCUUGUGCAGAUGGAGAUUCCAAAGAUGAUGAUCUGGAUGCAUUCAUAUGUGGUAACACCUACACGGAAUGGCUGGAGGAACUAGCAGAGCUCAUGGACAAAGAAAUCUUCUACAGAAUAAAGGGAUGUCAUUUCAGAUUCCUGGAUGUACCUGACUGUGUGAGAGUUACAAGAGACAUGUUCACAGUGAAGGUGGGCACAUGCUUCAUGCCAGACCUCAGUACUGUGCAUCCUCCAAGCUUCUUCUAUGUCUACAGAAUAACGAUGAAGAUGCAUGAUGAUGCCCCGAGGAAAGAAUCUUGUCAGCUUUUGUCACGGUACUGGUCCAUCACCGACAUGGAUGGGAAUGAGGAAAUUAUGGAGGGACCAGGGGUAGUAGGUGAAAACCCUGUUCUGAUUCCUGGGGAGGAAUUUUCUUGGGAAAGUGGAACAACAUUCCCUACAACGUAUGGCAAUAUGAAAGGCCAUUUUGUCAUGAUCAAUCUUGAAAAAGGCACUGAAUUCCGCAUAGAAUGUCCUGUGUUUCACAUGAAAUGUCUACCUUAUGAAACAUCAGCGCAGCGGAAGGAGAGAGUCGAAGAACGAAAGAAGAAUUUGUAAAUAGCAGGAUGCUCCAAGUUGUCCUGCAUACUGUGUUACAUAGUCAGAUGCUAAUGUGUCGAGGUUGAAAGGACCUGUGUAAAUACUGUGUUACACAGUCAAAUGCUAAUGUGUCGAGGUUGAAAGGACCUGUGUAAAUACUUUGAGUUAUUCAAGAUCUGACACAACCAAACAUGACUGAUAAAGUCACACAUUUUCUUUGAGACAUGCACAAGUUUGAUUCAGCAAUUUUUGACUGUACCUCUAAAAUAGCUACUGAACACCCAGGCUACAUUUGUUUGAAGUGAGGAUGGGAAAUGAGUGGUGACCUGGCCAAACAUGGGAUGGAAGUGGAUACAGUUGUUUCAGUAGAACCUGGAGCGUGCUGGACUGAUGUGGACAGGGAGACAAGCAGCAGAAGCCAGCCGACAGAGUUACACAGGACAACAAACAUCGAGGUCAUGACUCAUAAUGUACAGGAAGACACUUGCACUUAUCUCUGCUCACGAUUUCCUUCCUCAUUCUACAAUUUCUCUUCCUCCAUGAAACAGGAUUGGGUGGUCAGGCUCGCUGACUUGGUUGACUGAUGUCAUUGUAUCCCAGUUGUGUAGAUCGAUGCUGAUGCUGUUGAUCGCUGGAAUGUCUGGUCCAGACUCGGUUAUUUACAGACUGUCACCAUAUAUAGCUGGAAUUUUGCUGAGUGUGGUGUACAACUAAACUCACUCACUCUUCCUGCAAUAUGUAAUAUCGUGGUGUUUGCAUAUAGUAAUGCAGUUGUCCAUCCGUCCAUCUGUUUCUCUGGCUGUCUGAAUUGUGUAAUCAUUUUUUUAUCUCCAACAAUAAAUAGGUAUCUUUCAUGAAAUUGUGCACACACAAAGACCAGGAUGUGCCUUUAGCUAUUUCA